Messenger RNA from Arctia plantaginis, 2499 nucleotides. Lineage: Eukaryota; Metazoa; Arthropoda; Insecta; Lepidoptera; Erebidae. The record is from the annotation of a GenBank genome assembly.
AUGUCGAACUUAGUUAAAAAAGUGAAGGCAUGGCGUGGUGUGUCCGACAGGCGUGAAGAUCUAUCACGGAGCCAGUACUCCUUGGUAUCCAGCGGAGAUCUGACUGCUGGCGCUCUGCAACUCUGGCUCGGGUUACCUGACGAGGUCAAGUACGAUCCUGCGCUUGAACAGUUCAAGCAACAUUACGAAAAAGAACAUGGUGGAGUAGAUUGCACAGGGUUAAAGCCCCAAAGUAAUGGAACAACAUUAUCGACCAGACGUCUACCGUGUGUGGCUUCAGCACCACAUCUGAACAAUAAUUUCCACGUACUGAAAGAAGAUGUCGUCUUCAAAGAAAAGAAAUGUACAGCCAACGGGGAGAACGAGAAAAAAAUACUUGAAGAUGACACAAAACCGAAGGAAAAGUCAAAGAUGGUGCAAGUCCGUCAUAUGAUCAAGCUAACGAUACUGGUCGCGGUAUGGCUCUUCUUUACAAUUGUGUUCCUCAUGUAUAACGAAAAGGAGGAAAUCACCAGGUACUCCUCAGUUGCACCAGAAGAAGUUAAAAGUUAUGUUAUCAAAACAAAUCAAGAUGUGAGAUCACUUCUCGUGACACUACGAGGACCAUUCUUAUCAGAGCAGAAUGAGAAGAAACUAGACGAAAAUGACAAGCUGAAUAGAACCGUGAUGAGCGUCUGGAUUGAGAAGUGGCUGGUGAAUAAUGGAACCGAGAAUGUUACACCGGGGAAUGCAAUUAAUAUUCAGAAAGCCCACCCAUGGGCAAUAGUUCUGGAUUCAGAAGACAAAAUCGACUUUACGCAAGGGGAAACCCGAACUUCAAUCCUUCACUGGGUACCAGAGAAAGUAAAUAAGAACACCGUCAGAGCUUCAUCAAACCACAGUGUCUUCGCCAUCAGAAUGAGCAGUUCUUCAAACAUCACCACGCCGUUCACCUUAGGCUACACAGUAGAUCCUCUAGAUAUGUCUACUGGGGUGAUACAGUCUUGUAUCCUGCUGUGUGCGUUGUACGCACUCAUCAUUUUUGAGCUGAUCAACCGGACCAUGGCGGCAGUGAUUGUAUCCACAGCUUCCUUGGCAGUACUAGCUUUAGCUGGUGAAAGGCCGUCUCUAGAGGAAGUGAUCUCCUGGCUGGACGUGGAGACACUCUUGUUGCUGUUCAGUAUGAUGCUGAUAGUCGCUAUCAUGUCUGAGACUGGGUUAUUUGAUUUCUUAGCUGUUUUCACUUUUGAAGUAACAAAAGGAAAAAUUUGGCCCCUAAUCACCCUACUGAGCGCGAUUACAGCUAUCCUGUCCACCUUCUUGGAUAAUGUCACAACAGUAUUAUUAAUGACACCAGUUACUAUAAGACUCUGUGAAGUAAUGGACCUGGACCCCAUCCCAGUGCUGAUGUCGAUGGUGUUGUACAGCAAUAUAGGGGGCACCGCCACUCCUGUAGGGGAUCCCCCUAACGUCAUCAUAGCUUCCAACAAAGCUGUUAUUCAAGCUGGAAUAAACUUCACAAAUUUCACAUUACAUAUGACUCUGGGCAUCCUUCUAGUGUGUGUCCAGACUUACUUCCAAUUCCGGUUCAUCUACAGAGACGUGAAUAAGCUGCGGACGAAUGAACCAAGAGAAAUUCAGGACCUUCGCCACCAGAUCUCAAUCUGGCGUCGUGCAGCAGAUUCCCUUCCGCAUCUAUCUCGUGACGAGCUGGUGGUUCGAGAACGGCUCGAGCGCAAAGUGAGGAAGCUCACCGCGAGACUGGAUGCCCUUGUAUUGGAGUCUCGGCGCAGAGCGUGUCCUAAAGACUGCUUUGAGACUAUGCUGGCUGAUAUGAAGACCAAGUACAUGAUAAGAGACAAGAUGCUCCUGGUGAAAGCAUCUGUGGCUACUGUGUUCGUCGUUCUUGUUUUCUUCUUGCACUCCAUACCUGAGUUUAACCGCGUGUCCUUAGGCUGGACAGCGCUUCUGGGCGCCCUGCUGCUGUUGGUGCUCGCUGACCGCGAGGACCUGGAACCAGUGUUGCACAGGAUCGAGUGGUCUACUCUACUGUUCUUUGCAGCACUCUUCGUACUCAUGGAAGCACUAUCGAAAUUGGGACUGAUCGAGUUCAUCGGAGGCCUCACUGAGCAUGUGAUAUUCCAAGUGGAUGAGAGUGCCAGGCUGGCUGUCGCUAUCACAUUAAUGCUGUGGGUUUCAGGAAUCACUUCAGCAUUCGUGGACAACAUACCACUGACUACGAUGAUGGUCAGAGUGGUCACGUCGCUUGGCAACAACCCAACUCUGAACCUACCAAUGAUGCCGUUGAUUUGGUCGCUGUCGUUUGGGGCCUGUUUGGGAGGUAACGGCACUUUGAUUGGCGCCAGCGCUAACGUGGUAUGCGCAGGAGUUGCAGAACAGCACGGCUACCGGUUCACCUUUAUGCAAUUCUUCAAAAUCGGCUUCCCCAUCAUGUUGGGACACCUCGUAGUCGCCAAUUUCUACCUACUGAUGUGUCAUUGUGUAUUAGAAUGGCAUUAG